Molecule: messenger RNA, 837 nt
Organism: Ilyonectria robusta
Lineage: Eukaryota; Fungi; Ascomycota; Sordariomycetes; Hypocreales; Nectriaceae
Exons: 3
Coding region: 1-837 (278 amino acids)
Source: RefSeq, a predicted model, not a curated record
AUGGCCGAGGCGGUGGGACUCGCCGCAAGCGUCAUCGCAAUCAUCGACCUGUCCGCCAAAGUCGCCGUCCUCUGCCUCGAUUACUCCACCGCCGUCGGCAAUGCUAGGGCCGACAUCACACGCCUCCGAUGCCGGUUAUACGACCUAGGCACAACCCUCCAAGGAGUUCGGCAUCUUCUUGUUGACCCGAGUAGUCAAGCGCUCGCCACGUCGCGAAGACUGGUCGACUCUGUUGAUGCCUGCACAUCAGAGCUGGCCCAGUUGCAGAGCAGGCUGGAUCCGGGUAAUGCCCGUCAGGCGAUGCGUCGUUUCGGACUUCGUGCCCUCAAGUGGCCGUUCGAUAGAAAAGAAGUUAGCGCGAUCGUCUCUAACCUAGAACGCUAUGAACAGACUAUCAUGCUAUGUCUGCAAAUCGACCAGACUACAAUCUUGCUCGACAUACGGGAGAGGCUUGAAGGCGUCUCGCUCCAACCCGAAGGAGACACAUCGAUUGCUCGCAAACCCUGCUUCGGCGUGCCUUUCGACCGAGACCCCGACUUCGUCGAUCGACCGAAUGUUAUGGCGUGGAUAAAGGAACAAUACACACGCUGCGUCGGUCGCAUGGCCCUCGUAGGCAUGGGCGGGUUUGGGAAAUCGCAGGUUGCCAUUCAAUUCGCGCGCCACAUCCACGACACAUCACCGCAGACCAGCGUUUUCUGGGUGCAUGCGAGUUCGAAGCCGAGAUUUGAAGAGGCGUACCGGUCUAUUGCAGAAAGGCUACAGCUACCUAGACGAAAUGAUCCCGACGUCGAUGUGCUCAGGCUCGUCCGUGACCGGCUGCAGACAGAGGAACUUUGA